AUGAUUUGCUAUUUUUGUGCUGAAGCUUUCAACCCAGAUGAAGAAGAAGAAGACACAGAACAAAGGGUAGUUCAUCCUAAAACUGAUGAACAGCGAUGCAGGCUGCAGGAAGCAUGUAAAGAUAUCCUGCUCUUCAAAAACCUAGAUCAGGAGCAGCUGUCUCAGGUCCUUGAUGCCAUGUUUGAGAAGAAGGUGAAACCUCAGGAACAUGUGAUUGAUCAAGGAGAUGAUGGAGACAACUUCUAUGUCAUUGAGAGGGGAUCGUAUGAUAUUGUCGUAGCAAAAGACAACGUGUCGCGCUGUGUGGGCCACUAUGAUAAUCAUGGCAGUUUUGGGGAACUGGCAUUGAUGUACAACACUCCUCGAGCUGCCACCAUUGUUGCCACAACAGAAGGAGCUCUUUGGGGACUGGAUCGGGGGACGUUCAGAAGGAUUAUAUUGAAGAACAACGCAAAGAAGAGGAAGACAUAUGAAUCAUUUAUUGAGUCUGUGCCCCUUCUUAAAUUCUUGGAGGCAUCAGAGCGGAUGAAGAUAGUGGAUGUCAUAGGGGAGAAAGUGUAUCAAGAUGGGGAACGCAUCAUUUCUCAGGGCGACAAAGCUGAUUGUUUUUAUAUAGUAGAAUCUGGAGAAGUAAGAAUCUUGAUGAAAAGCAAGACUAUGACAGGUAAAGAAACUAACCAAGAAGUGGAAAUUACCCGGUGUUGCAGAGGGCAGUAUUUUGGAGAGCUUGCACUUGUUACCAACAAACCCAGAGCAGCCUCUGCUUAUGCUGUUGGGGAGGUCAAAUGUUUAGUCAUGGAUGUGCAAGCGUUUGAGAGGUUGCUUGGGCCCUGCAUGGACAUUAUGAAGAGGAAUAUAACACAUUAUGAGGAGCAGCUGGUGGCAAUAUUUGGCUCUAGCAUGGACCUGAAGGAUCCAGGGAAUUAGGCACAGGGUACCUCAAUGCCUUCUUAGUUCAAGACACAGAAAAGCCUCCUAUCAGCAACACAACUCACCAGGAAAACGGACACUAUGGAAUAGUUACUGCUGCUGUCUUGGGCAUUUAGAAACCACAAACAAGUCUCAGCACAGAUGGCUUGCUCAGUCCCUGCCUCCACUUUGUUGCUGAUACUUCAUUAUUAGACCUAGAUUAAAGAUUCUAACCCUGUGUUCACUUACUUGGCUCAGAAUGGCAUCUGUCCAACAGUUCAAGUGCCUGAUAUGAAACCCAAAGUGUGUGAGAUGUAGAAGCCUCCUUCCUUCCAGUGUCACUGUUGGGAUAAAUUUUCAGACCAGAUUCUGUAGUGGGAGGUUGCCUGUUCUGCAGAGGCAACCUGUGGAAUAUGAGCCUUUUACAGGUUCAUUAAUGUCCUCUGAUGCUUUCCUUGUAUGAAGUCAAACUUGUUUUUAAUUGUAGCAUCUGGGUUUGAA
Chaetura pelagica (chimney swift) is the source of this 1410-nucleotide messenger RNA. It is a transcript of the gene PRKAR2A, whose product is annotated as protein kinase, cAMP-dependent, regulatory, type II, alpha. Bases 1 to 927 code for a protein of 308 amino acids. The transcript has 10 exons. Gene Ontology annotation, molecular function: cAMP-dependent protein kinase regulator activity. Gene Ontology annotation, cellular component: cAMP-dependent protein kinase complex. NCBI's taxonomy places the organism in Eukaryota, Metazoa, Chordata, Aves, Apodiformes, Apodidae. The record is from RefSeq and is a predicted model, not a curated record. Gene Ontology annotation, biological process: regulation of protein phosphorylation.